Messenger RNA from Nicotiana attenuata, 396 nucleotides. RefSeq lists its product as uncharacterized. The coding region runs from base 1 to 396 and encodes 131 amino acids. NCBI's taxonomy places the organism in Eukaryota, Viridiplantae, Streptophyta, Magnoliopsida, Solanales, Solanaceae. The record is from RefSeq and is a predicted model, not a curated record. The transcript has 2 exons.
AUGAUAGAGCUUGAAGAUGCCACAACAUAUCAGCAGUUAAUUAGAAAGCUCCUUUACCUUACCAUCACUAGACUAGAUAUUAGCUUUGCAGUUCAGAGCUUAAGCCAGUUCAUGCAGCAACCUAAACAAUCACACUUGGAGGCAGCCUUUAGAGUGACUUCCUGCCCUAACACAAGGAGGUCAAUCACUGGAUAUGUUUUCAAGUUAGGUGAGGCACUCAUUUCUUGGAAGUCUAAGAAGCAGUAUACUGUAAGCAUGAGCUCUGCAAAAGCUGAAUAUAAGAGCAUGGCAGCAGCAGUAGCUGAAGUCACUUGGGUUGUUGGUCUAUUGCAGGAGUUGGGACUCACUAUAUCCCAACCCGUGUCCUUGUUUUGCGAUAACAAGGCAGCUAUCUAA